GAAAUACGUCGAGAGUUACGACGCCGGCGAACAAUUUAUUUCAAUUAUCAUGAGUAAGCUCACUAGACAAGCUGUGUGUUAUCGCUUUGUGUAGAGGAAUAUUUGAACUAUAUAAUUUGUCGAUAGGAGGUCAUAAACGAGUGUCGUGUAUCAAAUAAUGGUUUGGGAUGGAACAUUAGUGACAUCUCGCCUUGCAACCUUGGUUAUGGUUACGAGAAAAAGUGUAUUUUGAAAAUAUAUCCAAGUGUUUUCUUCUGGAAAACGUUUGUGGGAUAUUUAAUAUACUGUGCAGUGGUGGUUUUACGCUGUGUUUCGUUAAAUCGGUGUUAUGUCGGGAGGAAGAAGUAUCGACAAGGAGCGCAAGUCGCCCAGAGAAAGCGGUGAGGACUCCGAGGAUGAGAGCGAAAUUCUUGAGGAGAGUCCCUGCGGCCGCUGGCUCAAACGCCGUGAAGAGGUGGAACAGCGCGACGUGCCGGGCAUCGACUGCGCACACCUCGCCAUGGACACCGAGGAGGGCGUAGAGGUCGUGUGGAACGAGGUGCAGUUCUCCGAGCGGAAGAACUUUAAAGCGCAGGAGGACAAGAUUCAACUCGUGUUCGAUAACCUCACACGGCUCGAGCAUCCCAACAUUGUCAAGUUCCACCGCUACUGGACCGACACGCACAACGACAAGCCCAGAGUGAUAUUCAUAACGGAAUACAUGUCGUGCGGUUCACUGAAGCAGUUCCUGAAGCGCACCAAGCGCAACGUGAAGCGGUUGCCGCUGCAGGCCUGGAAGCGCUGGUGCACGCAGAUCCUCUCCGCACUCAGUUACCUUCACGGCUGCGUGCCGCCCAUCGUGCACGGCAACCUGACCUGCGACACCAUCUUCAUCCAGCACAACGGCCUCGUGAAAAUCGGCUCCGUGGCUCCCGACGCCAUCCACCACCACGUGAAGACCUGUCGCGAGAACAUGCGCAACAUGCACCUCAUCGCGCCAGAGUACGGAUCAUCGCAAAUGGUGACGCCCGCAAUGGAUAUCUACUCAUUCGGAAUGUGCGCGCUGGAGACCGCCGCUCUUGAAAUUCAGGGCAACGGCGACUCGGGCAGCCACGUUACGGAGGAGCACAUCGUAAGGACGGUCGAGUCGUUGGAGGAGCCGAGACAGAAGGACUUCAUAUACAGGUGUAUAAAUAAGGAUCCAGCAAAAAGGCCGACGGCGAGGGAACUUCUCUUCCACCCCCUGCUCUUCGAGGUCCAUUCCCUGAAAUUAUUAGCGGCGCACACGCUCGUGAACACCACUGCCAACAUCUCGGAGACUAUAACGGACGAGGUGGUGUGCGGGGCGGGAGGUGCGGGGGGCGGGGCGCUGGCCUGGUGCGUGCGCGCCGGACAGCGCUGCGAGCUCGCCGCGCGGGACCUGCAGCCGCACGCCGAGAAGCUCGAGAAGUUCGUCGAGGACGUCAAGUACGGCAUCUACCCGCUGACGGCCUACGCGUGGGGCGCGGGGCGCGCCGCCUCCCCGUGCGAGCGCGCCGCAGAGAGCGCGCCCGCCUCGCCCGAGCCCCGCGACCUCGAGACCCGCCGCGUCGUCAACAUGAUGUGCAGCCUCAAGCCGCGCGCGCACCACGACGCGCACGACCUCCUGAUGACGAUCCUGCUGCGCAUGGACGACAAGAUGAACCGGCAGCUGACAUGCGCCGUCUCGCGCCGGGACUCCGCGCCCGCACUCGCCCACGAGCUCGUGCAGCUCGGCUUCAUACACGAGGCGGACCGCGACAAGCUGUGUCGGCUGAUAGAGGAGUCUCUGCGCGGUAGCUUCGGACAGUGCGCCCCCCCGCCCCGCGCACACCAGGUCGCCAGCUAGUACGCCCGCGCCCGCUCCCCGCCCGCACGCCCCCGCCGCGCCCACAGCAGCGCCCACAGCUGCGUCCACAGCAGUGGCCAAAGCAGCGCCCACAGCAGCGCCCACAGCCGCGCCCACAGCCGCGCCCACACCUGCGCCCACAGCCGCUCGCUUCAUACUGACCUAGUUAUAUUAUGUUGCGACAAACGUGUCGUGUUACAAUUCUGCACGUAAAAAAUGUAACAUUAGUUGUAGCAAUGUCCUUCACUUACAAUACAAUCUAAUAAAGGUGAAACUGGUUAACGAGAACGUGGUGCCGCCAUGUCUCCUGCUCUUUUCUUAACAGAAAACAUUGUAAGCUGAUUAAAAACAUCAUUUAGUCAUUUCCAAAUCGCUUAAACAAAUAACAUUACAAAUGUUCAAUUUAAGCUACAGUUUAAGUAAAAGUUUGAUAGACCGGUACCAGCAGACAACUAUUCGCUUUGUCACUUAUCUUAACUUGUACGUAAUUUGAAGUUGUCACACACACCGGCUCACUGUUCACAAUGUUACUGGUGAAGAUGUUCUACUAGACAACUUCUGACGUGGAGUUGACAAGACAAACUUUUACAUUCACUUAAAUGGUUAAUGUUUUGACUUACCACAAAUAUUACGUAUUUCGUUUUGAAGUUAACUUGUAAACUAUAUUAUCUACUAGACUUAACGCAUCUAGAUAAAAGAAUACCUUGUGUACACUAGUGGCUGACAUGUGCGCCAGUGGCUGACAUGUGCGCCAGUGGCUGACAUGUGCGCCAGUGGCU
Messenger RNA from Papilio xuthus (Asian swallowtail), 2625 nucleotides. It is a transcript of the gene Madm, whose product is annotated as MLF1-adaptor molecule. Gene Ontology annotation, biological process: protein phosphorylation. Bases 329 to 1846 code for a protein of 505 amino acids. The transcript has 10 exons. The record is from RefSeq and is a predicted model, not a curated record. Gene Ontology annotation, molecular function: protein kinase activity; ATP binding. Lineage: Eukaryota; Metazoa; Arthropoda; Insecta; Lepidoptera; Papilionidae.